Molecule: messenger RNA, 11136 nt
Organism: Vanderwaltozyma polyspora DSM 70294
Lineage: Eukaryota; Fungi; Ascomycota; Saccharomycetes; Saccharomycetales; Saccharomycetaceae
Exons: 1
Coding region: 1-11136 (3711 amino acids)
Biological process (GO): flocculation
Source: RefSeq, a predicted model, not a curated record
AUGCGUUUUAGAUUUAAUAACCUUUUCUACCUGUUGCUAGGUACAUUCCAGGUUACUACUAUUGCUGGGAUAAGUACUGAUCAAGAGAGAGAAAAUCAGAUAGUUAAUUUGGAAAAAGCAGAAAAAAAGGACAGACCAAGUUUUGUACCUUUAUCUGAUUUUAACUGUUCCUCAAAUAUAUUUAAUAGCUCGGUAAUUUUUUUGAAAUCUACUGACAAAGACAUUGUUUCAACAUUUGAAAUUGAAAAUGAAAAGGCUAGAUUGGAUAACAGGUUAAACCAAGAAAUUGAAAAUGAUCUAUCAAACAAAAUCAUAAAGAGAAAUUUUAACCCUAAUGAUAUCGAUACGAAUGGAAUAUAUUCUAUUAUUGCUACAGAAUGGACUGGAAAGACACCAACUCUGUAUUCAACAGGAUACCAAGUAACGGAAUUUGUUGGUUCUACUAGUAUUAUUACUUUGUAUUACUUGUCUGUUCCUGUAAGAACAACUACAACAUUUCUGUAUGUUCCAACUGAUAUUGCAACUACUACUACAACAGUUAAAACAGAAACAAGCGAUUUCGGAUUGUUCCAAUAUACUUCAUACACUGUUAUACUGUUUCAUAUAUUUGUACCAUUAAAGCAUACAACAUCAACUGUUUUACAGCCCGUAACAGAUAACUUACAGAAUCCCUUUACAUCUACAAAGUAUUCGUUAACUACUGGCAAUGACGGAAUAAGAACUUCUUUCACAAUAUAUUUUAUCGUGUAUUCAUCGACUGAUGUAACUACAUGGGCAACAAUUGAUUGGACGGGUACUUAUGCAAAAUCUUUUUCUAUUACAACCAGCACCAUGGGGACAAAUGGGGUAUUUACAGUUUUCACAACAUAUCUCGUUUAUACAACUAAACCUCCUGGUAUAUAUGUCACAACAAAUUGGACCGGAAAAUAUACCUCUGUGUAUUUUACAAGUGUUUCUUAUAGCACAUCAGCGCAGCUUUUUGGAAGCACAAUUUAUACUUCAACUUAUUACUUCGUAGCAAUUCCUCAGUACCAUUCUUCAGCGACAAGAAUAACAUUUGAUGGAAAGGUCUCCAAAACGCAAACAUAUUCAACCUGGGUUAAUGUUUUUACAGAUGAUUUAAAUAAUGUGACAACCGAAACCAUUUACUAUGUCUUAACACCGCCAAGAAUAUUUUCAACAAUUGUGAAGCAGACAAGUAAUUUUAGUUCUGACAGCUCUUAUACUUAUUCGACCUAUAUUACCAAAUCUCUGGGGCCAGAUAACGAAGAAACAACAAGAACAACAUAUUAUGUUGCUGUUCCAACGAAUUUUCUUUAUACCACUACUACUGAAGGUUGGACGGGUUACUUUGAGACAACAUAUUCAACUAAACUUACUGUAACUAUUGGAAGUGAUGGUACUAGCACAACUGGUACUAUUUAUUUUGUACAUACAAGUCGUGACCCUGGCACAACUAUUACAGUACCAUGGAAUGAUAGUUAUACGACAUUCUAUUCUACUAGCGUUUCUUAUAGUACAUCAAGUCGUGGCAUUGGUGGGAACCUAACAUUUACGACCACUUUUUACUAUGUUCAUAUUCCGUCAUACUUUGGCGCAACCACAAUAAUUAGGCCUGGCGAAUACACUUUCAUCACAACAUACUCUGUGAGUAGAACUUCAUACACAGACAUACAAGGUAACGUAACAACUAAGACAGUUUACUAUGUUUAUACUCCAGCUCACCAAAUUACUACAACGACUUCAAUAAGAGGGAUUGUCCAGGGUACAGAAGAACAAAUAUACCUUACUAAAACAACUACUUAUACAGAUGAAGAGGGCUUUGGAGUUACUGAAACAAUAUAUUUCGUUGGAAUACCCGAUCAAUUAUUCUUUACAACUACCACUGGUCCUUGGACUGGUUCAUAUACAAUUACUUAUUCUAUGGAUUUAACUAACGUAUUAGGGACAAAUGGGAUAAGUACUACAAAGACAAUAUUUUAUGUUGAAACACCAAUGCCUUGGGGUUAUUAUACGACAACGGGGUGGACAGGAACGUUCACAACAUAUCGACAAAGUGGUAGAACAUUACGCUUUGGAAUUUGGCUAAACUUGUUUGGUUUAUGGCUUUUUCCAAUAUACUAUGUUUCGACACCAAUUAGAAAUGCUGAGUAUACCAGUUAUACAAGUGCUUGGGAACUGUCAUAUACUUCAACAGAUAUUUACACUCAAAUAGUUUACAAUGAUAACGAUGAAGAGGUUACAGAAACUGUAUACUUCCUUUACACCCCUGCUAAGAAAAUUAAGACCACAGUUUUCAUCCAAGAUACUACUGGUGGUAAGCUAGUUACCACUCUAAGUACUGAGACCAAAAAGGUAGGGGAUGACUUUAAUUAUACAUGGCAAGAAAUAUAUUAUGUUUUAGUACCAACGGAUUCCUCACGUUUGACUUCAUUUGUGCCAUGGACAGGAAGUUAUGUCACAACCAGCUCAAUAUACACCUCAGUGACAACGGGUACAGAUGGCAUUCCUUCUUCCUAUCAAAUUUUUGUAAUCGAGACGCCAACUAAUAACUAUAUUAGAAAAUACACAGGUUGGAGUGGCACUUUCACAUCAACUAUUGCAACAUCGAUGCUAACUACUUUCAAAUUAAAUUAUAAUUUCCUUGCCUCAUGGACAUAUACUGUUUACCUCAUAGAAACACCAUUUCGUAGAAGCACAGAGUCAAAAUACAGCUACUGGACAGGGUCAAUCUCUACUACUCUUUGGACAAGCAUAACAACCUAUACAGACUACAAUGGAGAAGAAACUACACAAACAUUGUAUAUGGUUUUAACACCCACCAGAAAUAGAUACAGUACGGUUUAUUUCCCACUCUCAGGUACUAUUAGUGAGACAACUCUUUCAACGAUAGUACAAAAAUUUACAGGUACUGAUGGAUAUGAAACAACAGCAUCAAUAUAUUAUGUUGCUGUAAAUACAAAAUCAGGUGUCACGACUGUAUUUAGAAAAUGGACAGGAUCAUAUAUCCAUGCUUACUCUACCUCGACUUCUUCUGGCUUAUUGGGAACCGUAACAUAUUAUUAUCUCGAAACACCAUCGGAUAAUAGGGUCACUUCAUACAUAAAUUGGGCAGGAUCAAUCACAUCUACAUUUUUGACUACUGUCAUAACAAGUAUUGGAUAUUCAAGUACAUUUUUUGGUAACUGGGAACUAACUGUUUUUCUAGUUGAAGUACCUACAGCAAAUAUUUUAUCAACAGAGAAAAAGCCUUGGAAGGAACCAUUUUCAAAUACUUACUCCACCUUAAUUACCACCUCCGAGGGAACUGAUGGAAUAUAUACAACGGAAACCAUUUACUUUGUAUUUACACCUUAUCGUGUUAUGUCAAUUACCACUACUACCGGAUGGAACAAAAAAUAUACAGGUACAAUGACGACAACUACUAUGGUAUUUACUGGCACUGAUAAUGAAGAAACUACAAAUAUUAUCUAUAUUAUAGGGACACCUUACCAUAUGACCACUAAAACAAUAAAGUCGGGAUGGUCAUCAAACUUGACGAUUACUGCUUCAACUUCCUUCACGAAAUAUGUAAACAGUGAGGGAAAUGAAGUUACUGAAACAAUAUAUUUUGUAAAUACACCUUUCUACUACAGCACAAUUACAUCUUACAUCACCGAUGUAAGUAUACAAACUACUUCUACUUAUUCUACACUAAUAACAAUAAACACAGACAACGAAGGAAAUGAAACUACAACUACAAUAUAUUUGGUUCAUUUACCUACUGCAACAUCUACAAGCAAUAUAUCAAAAUCUGAAACUACAAAAACAAACACAAUAUCCAUCACAAGUAACGAAGAGGAAUUGACUACUGCUACUUACACUUCCACCGACUCUGAAGGUAAUGUCACCACUGGUGUUACUACUUACCCAGUUGAGCACACUUCUGAUGAAGAGGAAUUAACUACUGCAACUUUCACUUCCACCGACUCUGAAGGUAAUGUCACCACUGGUGUUACUACUUACCCAGUUCAUAACGCUUCCGAUGAAGAGGAAUUGACUACUGCUACUUACACUUCCACCGACUCUGAAGGUAAUGUCACCACUGGUGUUACUACUUACCCAGUUGAGCACACUUCUGAUGAAGAGGAAUUAACUACUGCAACUUUCACUUCCACCGACUCUGAAGGUAAUGUCACCACUGGUGUUACUACUUACCCAGUUCAUAACGCUUCCGAUGAAGAGGAACUAACUACUGCUACUUACACUUCCACCGACUCUGAAGGUAAUGUCACCACUGGUGUUACUACUUACCCAGUUCAUAACGCUUCUGAUGAAGAGGAAUUGACUACUGCAACUUACACUUCCACCGACUCUGAAGGUAAUGUCACCACUGGUGUUACUACUUACCCAGUUCAUAACACUUCCGAUGAAGAGGAAUUGACUACUGCUACUUACACUUCCACCGACUCUGAAGGUAAUGUCACCACUGGUGUUACUACUUACCCAGUUGAGCACACUUCCGAUGAAGAGGAACUAACUACUGCUACUUACACUUCCACCGACUCUGAAGGUAAUGUCACCACUGGUGUUACUACUUACCCAGUUGAGCACACUUCAGAUGAAGAGGAACUAACUACUGCUACUUACACUUCCACCGACUCUGAAGGUAAUGUCACCACUGGUGUUACUACUUACCCAGUUCAGCACACUUCCGAUGAAGAGGAAUUAACUACUGCUACUUACACUUCCACCGACUCUGAAGGUAAUGUCACCACUGGUGUUACUACUUACCCAGUUGAGCACACUUCCGAUGAAGAGGAACUAACUACUGCAACUUACACUUCCACCGACUCUGAAGGUAAUGUCACCACUGGUGUUACUACUUACCCAGUUGAGCACACUUCUGAUGAAGAGGAAUUGACUACUGCUACUUACACUUCCACCGACUCUGAAGGUAAUGUCACCACUGGUGUUACUACUUACCCAGUUGAGCACACUUCUGAUGAAGAGGAAUUGACUACUGCUACUUACACUUCCACCGACUCUGAAGGUAAUGUCACCACUGGUGUUACUACUUACCCAGUUGAGCACACUUCCGAUGAAGAGGAAUUGACUACUGCUACUUACACUUCCACCGACUCUGAAGGUAAUGUCACCACUGGUGUUACUACUUACCCAGUUGAGCACACUUCCGAUGAAGAGGAAUUGACUACUGCUACUUACACUUCCACCGACUCUGAAGGUAAUGUCACCACUGGUGUUACUACUUACCCAGUUCAUAACGCUUCCGAUGAAGAGGAAUUGACUACUGCUACUUACACUUCCACCGACUCUGAAGGUAAUGUCACCACUGGUGUUACUACUUACCCAGUUCAUAACACUUCCGAUGAAGAGGAAUUGAGUACUGCUACUUACACUUCCACCGACUCUGAAGGUAAUGUCACCACUGGUGUUACUACUUACCCAGUUGAGCACACUUCAGAUGAAGAGGAACUAACUACUGCUACUUACACUUCCACCGACUCUGAAGGUAAUGUCACCACUGGUGUUACUACUUACCCAGUUCAGCACACUUCCGAUGAAGAGGAAUUGACUACUGCUACUUACACUUCCACCGACUCUGAAGGUAAUGUCACCACUGGUGUUACUACUUACCCAGUUCAUAACACUUCCGAUGAAGAGGAAUUGACUACUGCUACUUACACUUCCACCGACUCUGAAGGUAAUGUCACCACUGGUGUUACUACUUACCCAGUUGAGCACACUUCUGAUGAAGAGGAAUUGACUACUGUUACUUACACUUCCACCGACUCUGAAGGUAAUGUCACCACUGGUGUUACUACUUACCCAGUUGAGCACACUUCUGAUGAAGAGGAAUUGACUACUGUUACUUACACUUCCACCGACUCUGAAGGUAAUGUCACCACUGGUGUUACUACUUACCCAGUUCAUAACACUUCCGAUGAAGAGGAAUUGACUACUGCUACUUACACUUCCACCGACUCUGAAGGUAAUGUCACCACUGGUGUUACUACUUACCCAGUUGAGCACACUUCAGAUGAAGAGGAAUUGACUACUGCUACUUACACUUCCACCGACUCUGAAGGUAAUGUCACCACUGGUGUUACUACUUACCCAGUUGAGCACACUUCAGAUGAAGAGGAAUUAACUACUGCUACUUACACUUCCACCGACUCUGAAGGUAAUGUCACCACUGGUGUUACUACUUACCCAGUUGAGCACACUUCAGAUGAAGAGGAACUAACUACUGCUACUUACACUUCCACCGACUCUGAAGGUAAUGUCACCACUGGUGUUACUACUUACCCAGUUGAGCACACUUCCGAUGAAGAGGAACUAACUACUGCUACUUACACUUCCACCGACUCUGAAGGUAAUGUCACCACUGGUGUUACUACUUACCCAGUUCAGCACACUUCCGAUGAAGAGGAAUUAACUACUGCUACUUACACUUCCACCGACUCUGAAGGUAAUGUCACCACUGGUGUUACUACUUACCCAGUUGAGCACACUUCCGAUGAAGAGGAACUAACUACUGCAACUUACACUUCCACCGACUCUGAAGGUAAUGUCACCACUGGUGUUACUACUUACCCAGUUGAGCACACUUCUGAUGAAGAGGAAUUGACUACUGCUACUUACACUUCCACCGACUCUGAAGGUAAUGUCACCACUGGUGUUACUACUUACCCAGUUGAGCACACUUCUGAUGAAGAGGAAUUGACUACUGCUACUUACACUUCCACCGACUCUGAAGGUAAUGUCACCACUGGUGUUACUACUUACCCAGUUGAGCACACUUCCGAUGAAGAGGAAUUGACUACUGCUACUUACACUUCCACCGACUCUGAAGGUAAUGUCACCACUGGUGUUACUACUUACCCAGUUGAGCACACUUCCGAUGAAGAGGAAUUGACUACUGCUACUUACACUUCCACCGACUCUGAAGGUAAUGUCACCACUGGUGUUACUACUUACCCAGUUGAGCACACUUCCGAUGAAGAGGAAUUGAUUACUGCUACUUACACUUCCACCGACUCUGAAGGUAAUGUCACCACUGGUGUUACUACUUACCCAGUUCAUAACGCUUCCGAUGAAGAGGAAUUGACUACUGCUACUUACACUUCCACCGACUCUGAAGGUAAUGUCACCACUGGUGUUACUACUUACCCAGUUGAGCACACUUCUGAUGAAGAGGAAUUGACUACUGCUACUUACACUUCCACCGACUCUGAAGGUAAUGUCACCACUGGUGUUACUACUUACCCAGUUGAGCACACUUCUGAUGAAGAGGAACUAACUACUGCUACUUACACUUCCACCGACUCUGAAGGUAAUGUCACCACUGGUGUUACUACUUACCCAGUUGAGCACACUUCAGAUGAAGAGGAACUAACUACUGCUACUUACACUUCCACCGACUCUGAAGGUAAUGUCACCACUGGUGUUACUACUUACCCAGUUCAUAACACUUCCGAUGAAGAGGAAUUGACUACUGCUACUUACACUUCCACCGACUCUGAAGGUAAUGUCACCACUGGUGUUACUACUUACCCAGUUGAGCACACUUCUGAUGAAGAGGAAUUAACUACUGCAACUUUCACUUCCACCGACUCUGAAGGUAAUGUCACCACUGGUGUUACUACUUACCCAGUUCAUAACGCUUCCGAUGAAGAGGAAUUGACUACUGCUACUUACACUUCCACCGACUCUGAAGGUAAUGUCACCACUGGUGUUACUACUUACCCAGUUCAGCACACUUCCGAUGAAGAGGAACUAACUACUGCAACUUACACUUCCACCGACUCUGAAGGUAAUGUCACCACUGGUGUUACUAGUUACCCAGUUCAUAACGCUUCUGAUGAAGAGGAAUUGACUACUGCAACUUACACUUCCACCGACUCUGAAGGUAAUGUCACCACUGGUGUUACUACUUACCCAGUUCAUAACACUUCCGAUGAAGAGGAAUUGACUACUGCUACUUACACUUCCACCGACUCUGAAGGUAAUGUCACCACUGGUGUUACUACUUACCCAGUUGAGCACACUUCUGAUGAAGAGGAAUUGACUACUGCAACUUACACUUCCACCGACUCUGAAGGUAAUGUCACCACUGGUGUUACUACUUACCCAGUUCAUAACGCUUCCGAUGAAGAGGAAUUGACUACUGCAACUUACACUUCCACCGACUCUGAAGGUAAUGUCACCACUGGUGUUACUACUUACCCAGUUCAUAACGCUUCCGAUGAAGAGGAAUUGACUACUGCAACUUACACUUCCACCGACUCUGAAGGUAAUGUCACCACUGGUGUUACUACUUACCCAGUUGAGCACACUUCUGAUGAAGAGGAACUAACUACUGCUACUUACACUUCCACCGACUCUGAAGGUAAUGUCACCACUGGUGUUACUACUUACCCAGUUCAGCACACUUCCGAUGAAGAGGAACUAACUACUGCAACUUACACUUCCACCGACUCUGAAGGUAAUGUCACCACUGGUGUUACUAGUUACCCAGUUCAUAACGCUUCUGAUGAAGAGGAAUUGACUACUGCAACUUACACUUCCACCGACUCUGAAGGUAAUGUCACCACUGGUGUUACUACUUACCCAGUUCAUAACACUUCCGAUGAAGAGGAAUUAACUACUGCUACUUACACUUCCACCGACUCUGAAGGUAAUGUCACCACUGGUGUUACUACUUACCCAGUUGAGCACACUUCAGAUGAAGAGGAACUAACUACUGCUACUUACACUUCCACCGACUCUGAAGGUAAUGUCACCACUGGUGUUACUACUUACCCAGUUGAGCACACUUCAGAUGAAGAGGAACUAACUACUGCUACUUACACUUCCACCGACUCUGAAGGUAAUGUCACCACUGGUGUUACUACUUACCCAGUUCAUAACGCUUCCGAUGAAGAGGAAUUGACUACUGCAACUUACACUUCCACCGACUCUGAAGGUAAUGUCACCACUGGUGUUACUACUUACCCAGUUCAUAACGCUUCUGAUGAAGAGGAAUUGACUACUGCAACUUACACUUCCACCGACUCUGAAGGUAAUGUCACCACUGGUGUUACUACUUACCCAGUUCAGCACACUUCCGAUGAAGAGGAAUUGACUACUGCUACUUACACUUCCACCGACUCUGAAGGUAAUGUCACCACUGGUGUUACUACUUACCCAGUUGAGCACACUUCCGAUGAAGAGGAACUAACUACUGCUACUUACACUUCCACCGACUCUGAAGGUAAUGUCACCACUGGUGUUACUACUUACCCAGUUCAGCACACUUCCGAUGAAGAGGAAUUAACUACUGCAACUUACACUUCCACCGACUCUGAAGGUAAUGUCACCACUGGUGUUACUACUUACCCAGUUGAGCACACUUCAGAUGAAGAGGAACUAACUACUGCAACUUACACUUCCACCGACUCUGAAGGUAAUGUCACCACUGGUGUUACUACUUACCCAGUUGAGCACACUUCUGAUGAAGAGGAAUUGACUACUGCUACUUACACUUCCACCGACUCUGAAGGUAAUGUCACCACUGGUGUUACUACUCACCCAGUUUAUUAUACUAGUGAGAUGUUUAGUGUUUCGGAUUUUCAAUCGAGUUUAUCUGAGAGUUUAGUUUCUGUAGACUCCGAUUCCCCAUCUAUUAUUUCUUCGUUUCAUAAUAGUAUUCAAACUGCUGUAUCUUCUAACAUAGGUAUAGUGUCUGAAUUUAGUAGUAUAUCUUCAAACAUACUAACUAGUGGUGUAUUUUCUACCAUACUGUCUUCCAAAUCAACUGGUGGCAGUAUUAUACUUUCAUCAUUUGUUUACUAUAACUCCUCCUUUUCAAAUAAUGAUUUAUCUACAACUUUCACUACGAAUCCAACUUCCACAAUCAUUGAAUCAGUAGGUAGUUUAUCUUCAAUCUGUUCUUCUUUUAUGACAGUAGGUUCCAAAUUGUUCUCUAUAAAUAAUGACUUAACAGAAACAAACAAAGAGGUAAGUUCCAGCAAAUUAAUUAGCACUAAAUCAGUAUCACAAACGAAAUCGGUAGCAAUAACUUCCAGUUACACAGAAAGUAUUAUUACCGCCUCUGCAAGUAAUGGCACCACCGGUAUUACCACCUAUCCUGUUUCUCAAGCAACAGAUCCAGAAGAAUUUACUACAAUUAGUGAAAUUACUAAUGUGAUUCAGGGAAGUGUUGUUGAUACUAAGUCAUUGUUUUCUGGAAGUUUCUUAACCUCUAAAAUAUUGAUUUCCUCCAGUAGUUAUAUUGUUUCCGGAACAAUUUCUAAUUCUUAUGCAACUUCUUCAGCCGCAGUUUCAUCUCGUUACCACUCAUUUGGCUCCGAAUCUUCUCAUAUGGUUUCGAAUAUAAUUGAUUCUAAUUCUUUUAGCAGUUCUUCAUUUACCGGUAAUCCAAUAUACUCCAAUUCAGGUGCUUCAUUGCAUAAUUCAUUUUUAACCGAAACCAACGGUAUUAGUUCAAACCAUCAAACUAUUCCGACUAGUAGUCAUUUCUUUAAGACAUCCUUAUUCUCGAUUUCAUCAGAAUCUCACAACCAAGGUAAUUCUGUUGUAGUUACAGGACCAGCUACAACAAUAGAUGUUACGUCACAUUCUUAUUUUAGCAAGACAAAUACUUCUACUACAGACGUGCAUAAUAGUGAUAGUACCAAGACAUCUAUUCAACUAGGUGAUAGUUCAGAUGGGGAAAAUUGGGAAAGUUCAAAAUCCUCUUGUAUGGAAGUCAAAUCGACUAGUUCAACAAGUAAUUACAAUGAGAUCGGCUCUGAUAGUCCAUUAUCCCAUGAUAAAUUUUCAUCUACAGAGGGCAUGAUUUCUACUACUUUAGAUAUUAAUUCUGAAUUUAGUACUUCAGCUGCCACACCUUCAAGUUUGACGAGCAUCGAGAUAUCUUCAACAAUAUUAUCCACUAAGAAAGAGACAAGUUAUAUAUCACAGGGUGUUUCAGGUAUGCCUGAACCAUCAUCUACUGAAAUAGUUUCAAACAUGCCUGAACAAUCAUCUACUGAAAUAGUUUCAGACUUUGAAGGGAAAGCAAUAAUGAAUAAAGUCAAUAUUUCAUAUUUCCGCCUUGUUUUCAUUGUUAUGGUUGGUAUAUUGACAUAA